Messenger RNA from Prorocentrum cordatum, 1863 nucleotides. The record is from the annotation of a GenBank genome assembly. NCBI's taxonomy places the organism in Eukaryota, Dinophyceae, Prorocentrales, Prorocentraceae.
AUGGCGAGGGACCGCGAGACCGGCGGCAGGGUGGCGCUCAAGCGAUUGAUGGUCAGCGUUGGCCAGGACGGCGUGCCCGGGAGCGUCAUCCGCGAGGUGUCGCUGCUGCGCGAUCUCGUCCACCCGAACAUCGUGCGGCUCAAGGAUCUGCAGAUCGUCGGCCUCAACGGGAUCGAGCUGAUCUUCGAGUACAUCAAGGACGACCUGCACCAGGUUUUGAAGGGCUACCGGAGGGAGGGCACCCAGCUGCCCAUGGAGAAGGUCGUGCGGUAUUCACAAGAUCUCCUCAACGGGAUCCACGCGUGCCACACGCGCAUGGUGAUCCAUCGUGACCUCAAGCCGCAGAACGUUCUCAUCCACCCCGAGGUCGUCACCCUGUGGUAUCGUGGCCCAGAGUUGCUGCUGGGGCAUCCCACCUACGACCUGCCGGUGGACAUGUGGUCUGCGGGGUGCGUCCUUGCCGAGAUCGCCACUGGCUGCCCGACAUUCCCCGGGGACUCCGAGAUUGGCACACUCUUCAAGAUCAUGCAGCUGCUGGGCUCCCCCACGGAGGCCACCUGGCCAGGCUUCGAGACCAGCCUGCCGCUCUGGAGCCCCCUGUACCCGAGCUGGCCGCCCUCCGGCCUCAAGACGAUACGCGACCAGCGCCCAGAGCUCGGCGAUGCCGGGAUGGACCUGGUCCGCUCCCUGCUGACCAUGAACCCCGCGGCCCGGUCGACUGCCCGGAAGGCCAAGGCCCACGCCUGCUUCUCGCGGCCCGGGGACGCCUCUGCCAUGCCGACCGCGGCGGACACGAGUGGCGCCGCCCCCGCGGGCAGCGCCGCCGCCGGCGAGGCGGGGCCCGCUGGCGCCGCGGGGGCGCGCGGCGCGGCUGCGGGGAGGCCUGCGCCAGGGCCGCGGCCCGGCACGCGCGGGCCGGGCGGGGCGGACGCCUCGGUGCCCACGAGGUACGAGGCCGUGCGCGUGCUCGGCUCUGGGGCCUUCGGGGCGGUUUUCAUGGCGAGGGACCGCGAGACCGGCGGCAGGGUGGCGCUCAAGCGAUUGAUGGUCAGCGUUGGCCAGGACGGCGUGCCCGGGAGCGUCAUCCGCGAGGUGUCGCUGCUGCGCGAUCUCGUCCACCCGAACAUCGUGCGGCUCAAGGAUCUGCAGAUCGUCGGCCUCAACGGGAUCGAGCUGAUCUUCGAGUACAUCAAGGACGACCUGCACCAGGUUUUGAAGGGCUACCGGAGGGAGGGCACCCAGCUGCCCAUGGAGAAGGUCGUGCGGUAUUCACAAGAUCUCCUCAACGGGAUCCACGCGUGCCACACGCGCAUGGUGAUCCAUCGUGACCUCAAGCCGCAGAACGUUCUCAUCCACCCCGUGGACGGCCUCAAGAUCUGCGACUUUGGCAUGGCCCGCCUCGCCUCGCUCACCGUCACGAGCUACACCCAGGAGGUCGUCACCCUGUGGUAUCGUGGCCCAGAGUUGCUGCUGGGGCAUCCCACCUACGACCUGCCGGUGGACAUGUGGUCUGCGGGGUGCGUCCUUGCCGAGAUCGCCACUGGCUGCCCGACAUUCCCCGGGGACUCCGAGAUUGGCACACUCUUCAAGAUCAUGCAGCUGCUGGGCUCCCCCACGGAGGCCACCUGGCCAGGCUUCGAGACUAGCCUGCCGCUCUGGAGCCCCCUGUACCCGAGCUGGCCGCCCUCCGGCCUCAAGACGAUACGCGACCAGCGCCCAGAGCUCGGCGAUGCCGGGAUGGACCUGGCCCGCUCCCUGCUGACCAUGAACCCCGCGGCCCGGUCGACCGCCCGGAAGGCCAAGGCCCACGCCUGCUUCUCGCGGCCCGGCUCAGCUCCACCGAGGGGCGCCCCCUCCUCAUGA